CCAUGUUAACCUGUAGUCAAUUAAAGUCAAGUUUGGUCUAGUUUAGUUUUUAGUCCUGUCCAAUCUCUUAUUGUCUUUGUUUGCCUGUUUUACCACCUUCUGGGUUUUUGUUUUCUUAUUAAAUUUACCUGCAGCCUGCGCCUGGGUUCUCAUGACUUUUGAUCUCUGUGCAGGUGAUUGUUGGCUUAUGGCAGCCAUUGCAUCUCUGACUCUAAACAACAACAUUCUGGAGCGCAUUGUUCCACCUGAUCAGAGCUUUUCGGACGGGUACGCCGGCAUCUUUCACUUUCAGUUGUGGCAGUAUGGUGAAUGGGUGGAUGUUGUCAUUGAUGACCGUCUGCCUACCAAAGAUGGAAAGCUGCUGUUUGUUUGUUCAACAGAGCGUUCAGAGUUCUGGAGCGCCCUGCUGGAGAAGGACUAUGCAAAGUGAGUGUGUGUAUGAAAUAUAGAGAGGUACAAGACAUGUGUUUAUUUAUAAUGAAAAAUUUUGGAGAAAUUAAAAAUGAUAGGUAGGCAAAAUCAUAGUGGACAUUAUAGAAUUCACUCAUUCAAUCCCACAAUGCACCACAAUAAUGAGUGUAGCUAGCUGCUACUCGACCACUGAGGCUCUCACUCGUUUUUAUCCACUCAUUCCAGUGAACUAUAUUAGUGGA
Messenger RNA from Misgurnus anguillicaudatus (oriental weatherfish), 653 nucleotides. Lineage: Eukaryota; Metazoa; Chordata; Actinopteri; Cypriniformes; Cobitidae. The record is from RefSeq and is a predicted model, not a curated record.